AUGUUUAUUGAAACAAUAUAUUUACUUCUAGCAUGGAUAGCUACUGGGAACAUGAGUAUUGCACGAGAAUAUCAUACAGCAUCUGUAUUAGCAAAUGGGAGAGUAUUGGUUUGUGGUGGAACGGAUGGUACUGCUUUUCUAAAUAGUGUCGACAUAUAUGAUCCAUCAACAGGAGUUUGGACAAGCAAUGCCUGGAUGAACAUGUACACUAGAAGAGGGUAUCAUACAGCGUCCGUAUUAACAAAUGGGAAAGUGCUAAUUAGUGGUGGAUUUGCUACUAGUAAUCCAGCACGUGCCGAGUUAUACGAUCCAUCAACUGAAGCGUGGACAACUACUGGCAGCAUGAGUACUGCACGAUCAGGUCAUACCACAUCCGUAUUAACAAAUGGAAAAGUGUUAGUUAGUGGUGGGUAUAUUAAUACUGUUUAUUUAAAUAGCGCCGAAUUAUUUAAUCCCUCAACGGGAACUUGGACAGCUACCGGUAGCAUGAAUGCUGCACGAAGAUAUCAUUCAGCGUCAGUAUUAACAAAUGGAAAAGUGUUAGUUAGUGGUGGAUUGAAUGAUGCCACUUAUCCUAAUGGGGCCGAGUUGUAUGAUCCAUCCACAGGAGCUUGGACAACUACUGGUAGCAUGAGGACUGUACGAGCAUAUCAUACAGCAGUCAUAUUAACAAAUGGGCAAGUGUUACUCAUUGGCGGGUCAAAUAAUAAUGGCUAUCUAAGUAGUGCCGAGUUGUUUAAUCCCUCAACAGGAACUUGGACAACUACUGGUAGCAUGAAUAGCACACGAGCAUAUCAUACAGCGUCUGUAUUAACAAAUGGGAAAGUGUUAGUUAGUGGUGGAUAUAAUAAUGCUUAUCUAAAUAGUGCUGAGGUAUAUGAUCCGUCAACAGGAGUUUGGACAGCUACUGGUAGUAUGAGCACUGUACGAGCAUAUCAUACAGCGUCCGUAUUAACAAAUGGGAAAGUGUUACUCAGUGGCGGGUCAAAUAAUAAUGGUUAUCUAAGUAGUGCCGAAUUGUAUGAUCCAACAACAGGAUGA
Messenger RNA from Rotaria sp. Silwood1, 1041 nucleotides. The record is from the annotation of a GenBank genome assembly. NCBI's taxonomy places the organism in Eukaryota, Metazoa, Rotifera, Eurotatoria, Philodinida, Philodinidae.